Messenger RNA from Manis pentadactyla (Chinese pangolin), 693 nucleotides. It is a transcript of the gene ARMH2, whose product is annotated as armadillo like helical domain containing 2. Lineage: Eukaryota; Metazoa; Chordata; Mammalia; Pholidota; Manidae. Bases 1 to 693 code for a protein of 230 amino acids. The record is from RefSeq and is a predicted model, not a curated record. The transcript is spliced from 2 exons.
AUGGCUAAUACCCAUGUUUAUUAUAUGCAGUUUGGGACUCAGAUUUAUGAAUAUUUUGUGGGACUUUAUCAGUGCUUCCAGAAAUUCUGGAGUGUCACUGUUAAAGGCUUUUUCCUUAAGAAGAAGAAAGAGCACAUACCUACAGUGGAAGAUAUUUUUCACAAAGAAAAGAUUGUGAUGCAUGGCCACAUGCUGAAGGAUAAAUCUCUAGCCAUUGAGAAGAGAGCUGAAGCUGCCUACAGAAUCGGACUGCUGGCCUUCACAGGAGGACCAACUACCGGGAAAUUUGCAGCUGAGUACAUGAAAGAAGUAGCACACUUGUUGCAAAAUCAAAAGAUGGCACCAAAAGUAACCGUCCUACUGCUCCAGAGUGUAGCAUGUUGGUGUUACUUAAACCCUGUCAGCCAGAGAAGAGCCAAAAAUCUGCAGCUUAUUCCUAUUCUCGUUGAUUUUUUUGAUAGCAGACUUGAGUCUACCAUCCAAAGUGAAAUCAAUAGCCACCUCCUUGUUAAGUUUUGGACUUGCUAUGUACUCUCUGUCAUGGCAUGCAAUAACUUGUCUUGCAUGAAGGAGCUUAAAGACUACAGUACUCUAAAAUAUCAUUUGCAAAUGUUGGCUAAUGAGAAUUGGUCUGAGUGGCCUGAGAAUUUUGCAGAGGUGCUAUAUUUCCUCAUUGGUUUUCACAGGAAUUAA